AUGGGAGGAAACAGAAUUAAAGUCUCUGAUGCAGAGAGAUACCCUUGCGAUUAUGAAGGUUUUUUACAAAAAGAAGGUGGAAACAUUAAGAGUUGGAAAAAACGUUGGUGUAUUCUUAAGGGAAAUAAAAUAUUUUAUUUCAAGUACAAGGGCGAUCAAUAUUGCAAAGGUUUUAUAGUAUUGGAAAAGAACUCUGUCACUGCAACUAAAAGUGGUCAAAUUUUUACAGUUUAUACUUCUGUUCGUACUUUUGUCAUGCACUGCGAGGUGGCAAGCCAAGUUCCUAUUUGGGUUGAAAAAAUUCAACGUAGUGUUGCCAUACUAAAUGGACAAGCACAAACUGUCAUGGCAGUGGCACCUGGAAGCAUAGUUGUAGCUCCCCAAGCAGGUGUCUACCAACAAAUUCCUCCAACACAACCAGGGGCUUAUCCACAGUACCCCCAGCAACCUGGUCAACAACCAACUUAUCAAUAUCCUCCUCAAUAUCCACCACCACAACAACAACCAGGUGCAGCAGGACAACAACCAAUGUAUCAAUAUCCACCACCACAACAAGGUUAUCAAUAUCCUCCUCAAUAUCCACCACAACCAGCAGGACAACAACCAAUGUAUCAAUAUCCACCACCACAACAACAACAACAACAACCAGGUGCAGCAGGACAACAACCAAUGUAUCAAUAUCCUCCACGACAACCAGGUGGGGCUUCUCCUGCUACUCAACCACCUCAAGCAAGUGCUCCUCCAGCUCAUAAAUCAAAUAUUUCACUUGAAAAACAACAACCACCUGGUCAAGCUGGUCAACCACCUCACUAUCCUCCACCACAACCAGGUGGGGCUUCUCCUGCUACUCAACCACCUCAAGCAAGUGCCCCUCCAGCUUCAUCUGCUCCACAAAUGUAUCCACCACCAGUGUUUUCAGGUGCCCCUGUUUCUCAUCCACCAGUUGCACAUCACCAAUCUGCACCACAAAUGUAUCCAACUCUGCCACCACAACAACAACAACCAUUUGCAUCCUAUGGAAUGAUGCCAGCCGUUGCACCAAUGCCAUUUUCAUCGAUUAUUGAUGGCCGUCUCAAUCCCCCACCAGGAACAACUCUUUUUAACUGCGGCAAUGGUUGUGGUGAAAUUAUAGUCAGAAUUAUUUCAGCAAAGAAUCUAGUUGCGGCUGAUCUAAAUGGAAAGAGUGACCCAUACACAGCCAUUCGCACAACUACAUCAAAAGAGCCAUUAAAGACUAAAGUUAAACCAAAAACCCUCAACCCUACAUGGGAACAAAGUUUCACAUUGCCAGUUAACGAUGUUCUUGUUGACAUGCUCAUUUUGGAGGUAUGGGAUCAUGACACUGUUGGAAAUGAUGAUUUAAUUGGAUUUGUUGGCAUUGAUCUUGCACUCCUCCCAAGAGGUGUCGAGGUGAUUACAUGGGAAAAUUUAUCAUUUGUCGAACACGGAGAGUUACAAGUUGGUAUCACUGCAACCAACUUUGGCAUUCAAAACUUCCCACCCAACUACCCAUUGGACUAUAUUCAAUGGCGUAGCUCUCUCCCAGCAGUCUCUCGUAAAGGAAUGAAAAAAGAGAAACAUGAAGUCAAGAAGCAGGCAAAGGAAAACAAAACACAAAAAUCAAAUCCAUCUGGUCCCUAUGCAUCAAAAUCCGUUCACCACAACUAUCAACUUGUUAAUGGUUGGUUAAAAAAGAAAAAGACAAAGACUGAGAAAUUUGCUUCUGGUGCCAAGUCGACAGGUAUAGUAUUGGGCGCCAUAGUACUUGGUGCACUCGGUUAA
Cavenderia fasciculata is the source of this 1782-nucleotide messenger RNA. RefSeq lists its product as uncharacterized. The record is from RefSeq and is a predicted model, not a curated record. Gene Ontology annotation, biological process: positive regulation of gene expression. The transcript has 3 exons. Bases 1 to 1782 code for a protein of 593 amino acids. NCBI's taxonomy places the organism in Eukaryota, Evosea, Eumycetozoa, Acytosteliales, Cavenderiaceae.